ACCUGCAAUCACUGGUCCUACAGUGAUUAUUCCUCAGGAAUAAUUACUAUGUGGCUCUUGCUAUCCAGCUGCCCUCCUGAACCAGGGUCCUCUCCCUGGCCUUGGCCAGCUUAAGCCACAUGUCUGCAAUUGCUAGGCUAGAGGGCAUCACCUGCCGUGAGAGAGUGUACCUGUCUUCUGGUGUAGACAGGAUGCCAGAAGCCCCCUCCCAGCAACCUCUGCACCCAGUGACCCCUCCCCAAGUCUGGGGCAGCCCUGCACAGUUCCUGUAUCUCCUACAUCCCACUGGCCCACGAGACUUAGUGAGGAGAAGUCUACCUUCUGGAGGUGGGGUGGGGUGAUGGGACAGGAGUCACCAUCAUUUCGGAGUUGGGGCAGAAUGGUUGUCUAACAUACUGCUAAACAUUAUUCAUUAAUAAAAAUUUUAUUUUAUCAGUAGAUUACAGACCAUUUUCUAAAAAGCCAAUUGUUUUUAUUACACCAGAUCACACGAUUUCACCUACCUUCUCCCUUAAUUUUAACCAUCCACCGUAAUUUAGUCCUGUCCCCUGCCUGACAUGCAGGGGGACCAAUCCUACCUGGGACAGAGGGAGGGCCGGUGCGGUGCGGGCCCCGCCUCUUCCGGCUGUGCCUCGUCUCCCAGCAACGGUCCUACGCCUUCUGGUUUCUUCCGCUGCUUUUCGCUGCUGCAGACUCACACCUUUACCAUGCUCAAUGCUUCCAAGCAGAGCUCUGCUGCGCUCAUGCCACCGCCUGAGGAAAUCCACAACCUCUGCGCCUGGCUGGACCGGCUCCCACUCAGCCGCCCCAAGCGCCACCUGGCUCGGGACUUCAGUGAUGGUGUGCUGGUGGCCGAGAUUGUGAAGCACUUCCACCCUCGGCUGGUGGACUUGCACAGCUACGUCCCAGCCUGCAGUACAGACCAGAAGCUGAGCAACUGGAGCCUUCUCAACAGGAAAGUCUUUCGAAAGCUGCACUUCUGUAUCUCAGAGGCUGAUAUCCAAAAGGUCGUGUCCAACAGGCCUGGGGUUAUCGAGUCUAUCCUGUGUGCACUGAGGGAGAAAAUGGAGGCCUGCACUGUUCAUCAUGUAGGCUCAGCUAGUGCAGCUGAUCCAGGACUCUCCAAUGUGGAUGCUGUUCGGCCUUGGGUAGGGCUCACCACCCACCCAUAUACCGCUAGGACUCAAGAUCCUAACGUGGAUAAUUGUAGCCUCUCAGAGCCCCUCUGUGGAGAACAUCGCUCCAUUCCUGAAGGCUGGACACACAGCAACCAUGAGCUCACAAACCUUCAAAAGAGGGCAGGCCUACAGAGCCCUCCAGCCCCCUUCAGCAUGAAGACCCUUCAGAAUCAAAGGGAUUUGGAGAAAAUGGGCGGCUGUGCUUGCAGAGGGGACCCAGUUGAAGGGCUCUGGGAUCACCUGACCAGAAUCCAGCAGCAGCUGGAGGAUAAGGAGCAAGCACUAGCCAUUCUGCAGGAGACAGUCAAGAUUUUGCAGAUGAAGGUGAUGAGAUUGGAGCAUCUGGUACAGCUGAAAGACCAACGGAUCUGGGAGCUGAUGAGACCUGGACCCGAGGAGCGUCAAAUCUGGAGGGGCCCCCAUCCAGAGUCAUUCAGACCCUGACCCGGAGCCCAGCUGGAGCCUCUCACUGGUCAGGCAGCUUUGGAGACUUGUGAAUGUGGGAACAGCUGUAGAGGCCGGAGCACCCUGGGGCUGGAGGCAAAUGUGGACAGAUUUGAGUUUGGUUCUCCCAA
This is a messenger RNA of Peromyscus maniculatus bairdii (prairie deer mouse), 1753 nucleotides long. RefSeq names its product sperm flagellar protein 1-like. Gene Ontology annotation, molecular function: microtubule binding. The record is from RefSeq and is a predicted model, not a curated record. Lineage: Eukaryota; Metazoa; Chordata; Mammalia; Rodentia; Cricetidae. Gene Ontology annotation, cellular component: axoneme. Gene Ontology annotation, biological process: regulation of cytoskeleton organization.